AAUUUAAAAUUAAGAAAAAUCUUAAAUAAUACUUUUGUCUGUAUCAUGCACAUAUUGAUAAAUUAGGGUUUCCAUCGGCGGCCGUUUUGGCGUAGAAGAAAGCUCCCAAGAAAACAAUCACGCCAUUCUCAAACACCAUCACUAUCUCCCUAUUUGAUUAUAAUUUACAAGCUAACUUUUCUAUUCAAAGAAAUGGGUGAUUUAGCAGCUCUCACACCAAGUGUUUGUCAAAAUGCCUCAACCAAACUCAUUUCUUCUUCUAGCUAUUUCAUUCCCACCAAGCUCAAAUUCUCGAACCCCAAUUCAUUUCCCUUGUUUUUCUACUCGAAAUUGCCUUCAAGAUUGGAUUUUUCGACCCGGGCAUUGCCUACAUUUGGUGGUUCUAGAAAAUUUAGCAGUGAAAUUAAUGCUGUUGUUGGUAAAGAAAGUGAUUCAAAAAAUGGGGUGGUGUUUGAUUUGUCGAAAGUGGGGAAGCGGACCGAUAUCAAGAAGAUUAUGAUUUUGGGUGCUGGACCUAUUGUUAUUGGGCAAGCUUGUGAGUUUGAUUAUUCAGGUACUCAGGCUUGUAAGGCACUUAGAGAGGAGGGGUAUGAGGUUAUUCUGGUGAAUUCUAAUCCGGCUACUAUUAUGACUGACCCCGAGACUGCGAAUAGGACCUACAUUGAGCCUAUGACUCCUGAACUAGUUGAGCAGGUGUUGGAGAAGGAGAGGCCUGAUGCUUUGUUGCCUACUAUGGGUGGACAGACUGCGCUUAAUCUUGCAGUGGCGUUGGCUGAAAGUGGUGCACUUGAGAAGUAUGGUGUUGAGUUAAUUGGAGCGAAGCUUGAUGCUAUUAAGAAGGCUGAAGAUAGAGAUUUGUUUAAGAAAGCUAUGAAGAGUAUUGGACUUAAGACUCCUCCUUCUGGAAUUGGGACGACAUUGGAGGAGUGUUUCGAAAUUGCAAAUUCGAUUGGAGAGUUUCCUUUGAUUAUACGGCCUGCUUUUACGUUGGGUGGAAGUGGAGGUGGAAUUGCAUAUAACAAGGAUGAGUUUGAGGCGAUAUGUAAGUCGGGUCUUGCAGCUAGUGUGACUUCACAGGUUUUGGUGGAGAAGUCUUUGUUGGGUUGGAAAGAAUAUGAGCUAGAGGUUAUGCGAGACUUGGCGGAUAAUGUGGUUAUAAUUUGUUCAAUUGAGAAUAUUGAUGCAAUGGGAGUUCACACGGGGGACUCAAUAACUGUAGCUCCAGCACAAACAUUGACGGAUAAGGAGUAUCAACGUCUUAGAGAUUAUUCUAUUGCUAUUAUAAGGGAGAUCGGAGUCGAAUGCGGUGGUUCUAACGUUCAGUUUGCCAUUAACCCUGCUAAUGGAGAAGUCAUGGUGAUUGAAAUGAAUCCUCGAGUUUCUAGGUCAUCAGCAUUGGCCUCCAAAGCUACUGGUUUUCCUAUAGCGAAAAUGGCUGCAAAGUUGUCUGUUGGUUAUUCAUUGGAUCAGAUUCCUAAUGACAUCACAAAGAAGACACCAGCUAGUUUUGAACCUAGUAUAGAUUACGUUGUGACCAAGAUACCGAGGUUUGCUUUCGAGAAAUUUCCAGGUUCUCAGCCAAUAUUGACAACUCAGAUGAAGUCGGUUGGUGAAUCCAUGGCUGUAGGCCGCACAUUCCAGGAAUCCUUUCAGAAAGCAGUCCGGUCACUGGAAUGUGGCUACUCUGGGUGGGGCUGUGCUCAAAUCAAGGAGCUGAAUUGGGACUGGGACCAGCUUAAGUACAGCCUUCGAGUACCAAAUCCGGAUCGAAUUCAUUCCAUAUAUGCUGCAAUGAAAAAGGGAAUGAAGGUGGAUGACAUUCAUGAGCUAACUUUUGUUGACAAAUGGUUUCUCACUCAACUCAAGGAACUGGUGGAUGUUGAGCAAUACCUUGUGGAUAAAAAAUUGUUUGAGUUGACAAAGGAUGAGCUCUACGAAGUCAAAAAAAGAGGUUUUAGUGACAAGCAGAUAGCUUUUGUUACAAAGUCCUCUGAAAAAGAAGUUCGCUUGAAACGGCUAUCUUUAGGUGUUUUACCAGUGUAUAAGCGAGUUGAUACAUGUGCCGCAGAAUUUGAAGCUGAUACUCCGUACAUGUACUCCUCUUAUGACUAUGAAUGUGAAUCAGCUCCGACCAUGAAGAAAAAGGUUCUAAUAUUAGGUGGCGGACCAAAUCGAAUCGGUCAGGGAAUUGAAUUUGACUACUGCUGCUGCCAUGCAUCUUUCGCUCUUCAGGAUGCAGGCUACGAGACUAUUAUGAUGAACUCAAAUCCUGAGACAGUCUCUACUGAUUAUGAUACAAGUGAUCGUCUUUAUUUUGAACCACUGACAAUAGAAGAUGUUCUUAACGUCAUAGAGUUGGAACGACCGGAAGGCAUUAUUGUGCAAUUUGGUGGUCAAACCCCGCUAAAACUGGCUCUCCCAAUUCAGCGGUAUUUAGAUGAGUUCAAACCUAAAUGUGCCAGUGGUGGAUAUGUUCGCAUUUGGGGAACUUCCCCCGAUUCGAUUGAUGCUGCCGAGGACAGGGAGAGAUUCAAUGCAAUGCUAAAUGAGCUAAAGAUCGAGCAACCCCAAGGAGGCAUUGCUAAGAGUGAAGCUGAUGCUAUUUCCAUAGCAUCAAACAUAGGAUACCCGGUUGUUGUCAGGCCUUCCUAUGUCUUGGGUGGCCGUGGAAUGGAGAUCGUUUACAAUGAUAAUAAGUUGGUUAUCUACCUUGCAAAUGCUGUUGAGGUGGACCCAGAGCACCCUGUCCUGAUUGAUAAAUAUCUAUCUGAUGCUAUUGAGAUUGAUGUUGAUGCCCUUGCUGAUUCCCAUGGUAAUGUGGUAAUAGGAGGGAUAAUGGAGCACAUUGAACAGGCUGGAAUCCAUUCUGGUGAUUCUGCUUGCAUGAUACCGACUCAGACCAUUAAAGCUUCAUGCUUGGAAACUAUCAGGUCAUGGACUAAGAAAUUGGCUAAGAGACUGAAUGUUUGUGGGCUCAUGAAUUGUCAGUACGCAAUUACAGCUUCUGGGGAGGUGUUUUUGCUUGAGGCAAAUCCACGGGCAUCCCGUACAGUCCCUUUCGUGUCCAAAGCUAUUGGACACCCAUUGGCUAAAUAUGCCUCUCUUGUGAUGUCAGGAAAGUCUCUUCAAGACCUAGGUUUCACUACAGAGGUAAUCCCUCGACAUGUAUCUGUGAAGGAAGCUGUUUUGCCCUUCGAAAAAUUCCAAGGCUGUGAUGUAUUUCUAGGUCCUGAAAUGCAUAGCACUGGUGAAGUGAUGGGUAUAUCAUAUGAGUUUUCUAUAGCAUUUGCCAAAGCCCAACUAGCUGCUGGGCAGAAGCUACCACUUUCCGGCAAAGUGUUCCUCAGCUUAAGUGAUUUGACCAAGUCACAUCUUUCUACAAUUGCCCGCGCCUUUCUUGACAUCGGGUUCAAAAUUGUUUCAACUUCCGGGACAGCCAACAUUCUUGAAUUAGAUGGAAUCCCAGUGGAAAGAGUUUUAAAAAUUCAUGAAGGCAGACCACAUGCCGGUGAUAUGCUUGCUAAUGGUCAAAUUCAACUGAUGGUGAUCACAAGUUCAGGCGACAACCUUGAAGACAUUGAUGGACGGCAACUGAGAAGAAUGGCACUUGCUUACAAAGUUCCUAUUAUAACAACUGUGGCAGGUGCUUCAGCGACUGUUCAGGCAAUCAAAAGCCUGAAUCGCAACAAAAUUGAAAUGAUUGCUCUGCAAGAUUACUUCUAUAACGGCAAGGAAGACGGCAAGGCGGAAAACCUGCAGACGGUCUCUUCCUCCGGUCAGCUCAGCUAGAGAUCCUUGUCGAUUGGAAUUUAUUAGCUUGGUUUUUUUCUUUUAUCAUCUGCAUCAUUUUUGUAUUGAAUUGUAACAAUCUAUCAGUGUAUUGGAUUGUGGCGAUCGUCAUUCGUUUUAGUUUGUUAAUGACAAUAUGUAACUCAUAGUUCUAAAGAA
This is a messenger RNA of Daucus carota subsp. sativus, 3948 nucleotides long. Its product is annotated as carbamoyl phosphate synthase arginine-specific large chain, chloroplastic. NCBI's taxonomy places the organism in Eukaryota, Viridiplantae, Streptophyta, Magnoliopsida, Apiales, Apiaceae. Gene Ontology annotation, cellular component: cytoplasm. The coding region runs from base 193 to 3789 and encodes 1198 amino acids. Gene Ontology annotation, molecular function: ATP binding; carbamoyl-phosphate synthase (glutamine-hydrolyzing) activity; metal ion binding. The record is from RefSeq and is a predicted model, not a curated record. The transcript has 3 exons. Gene Ontology annotation, biological process: L-glutamine metabolic process.